This is a messenger RNA of Nezara viridula (southern green stink bug), 286 nucleotides long. The record is from the annotation of a GenBank genome assembly. NCBI's taxonomy places the organism in Eukaryota, Metazoa, Arthropoda, Insecta, Hemiptera, Pentatomidae.
UUGGGUAAUGAUGUUUUUAAUGAGUGAUAAUUGUAGGAGAAGAUUGAAGAAGAUAUUUGAAUGUAAAAAAACAAAACUGAACCAUGGCCUGAUAAAAAUAUUUGAUUUUCAUUUUGAGGAGGGUUAAAAAUAUUGGUACUUUUUUGAAGGGUAAAGCAAGGUUCAAGAGUAUAAGAGUAUAGGAAUUAUUUUGAACAAACUGUUGAAGUAUAUGUUCACCAUUGAUGUUGCAUCCUUGACUUUGAGGGACUGAAAUAAGGAAGCAAAACGGCUAUUAAUUAAGCUU